UGCAGAGGUUGAAGCUGCUGCGCAGCGGCAGGUUGAUACGCCCGUUUCACCGCAUUCGCGUCCUACUCAUCCCUGGCCUAUAGGCUACAGUGUCUCUCUUUCCUUCCAGUGCACUUUCCCUUUCAGUCCUGUCUAUCGACGGAGGAAGUACACCUGCUCGCCACGAGUAGAUUAAUUGUAUAUAGCACCACCGGGCUGUGCGCAUAACGUGAUGUUGUGGUAGAAGGACUGUUAUUCAUGUUUGCAGCAAGGGUAAGAACGGUAUCGGGGAUGUAGAGGUUGAGACACCGCUCUCCGUAUCGGAUCGAACCGCCACUGCCCUGCCCAGUCUGCUGCAUCGCUAAGCGGCCUAAACAGCACACGAUGUCGACAAGGACGCCGUUACCGACAGUGAAUGAACGUGACACAGAGAAUCACUCGUCGGUGGAUGGAUUCACAGACCCACCUGCUCCUCCAGCCAAGUCGGCUAGCCGCCACAGCCUUGCGCGCUGCCGUAGCUCCCUCACUUCCACCGAGGAGCAGCCCCACAUUGGCAACUACCGCCUUCUCAAGACCAUCGGCAAGGGUAACUUUGCCAAGGUCAAGCUUGCUCGACAUAUCCUGACCGGACGAGAGGUGGCUGUGAAGAUCAUUGACAAAACCCAGUUAAACCCCACAAGUCUACAGAAGCUUUUCAGGGAAGUCCGGAUAAUGAAGAUACUAAAUCAUCCAAAUAUUGUUAAGUUAUUUGAAGUAAUUGAGACAGAGAGGACGCUGUAUUUGAUAAUGGAGUAUGCAAGUGGAGGCGAGGUAUUUGAUUACCUAGUGGCUCAUGGGAGAAUGAAAGAGAAAGAGGCCAGGGCCAAGUUCAGGCAGAUAGUGUCUGCUGUGCAGUACUGUCACCAGAGGAGGAUAGUGCACAGGGAUUUGAAGGCAGAGAACCUGCUCCUGGACGCAGACAUGAACAUCAAGAUCGCAGACUUCGGCUUCAGUAACGAGUUCACGCUGGGCAGCAAGCUGGACACGUUCUGCGGCUCCCCUCCCUACGCCGCCCCGGAGCUCUUCCAGGGGAAGAAGUACGACGGGCCCGAGGUGGACGUCUGGAGCCUAGGGGUCAUCCUCUACACCCUUGUCAGCGGGUCACUGCCCUUUGACGGACAGAACCUCAAGGAGCUGAGGGAGAGAGUUCUCCGAGGAAAGUACCGGAUCCCGUUCUACAUGUCUACCGACUGUGAGAACCUGCUGAAGAAGCUGCUCGUGCUCAACCCUGGCAAACGAGGAAGUUUGGAUCAAAUCAUGAAAGACCACUGGAUGAAUGUGGGCCACGAAGAGGAGGAACUGAAACCCUACCAUGAGCCUGAGACCGACUUCAAUGACUCGGCCCGGAUAGAGCUGAUGGUGACAAUGGGUUUCCCAAAGGACGAAAUCACUGAGUCUCUUCUGGGCCAGAAGUAUGAUGAGGUCAUGGCCACCUACCUCCUGCUGGGGAGGAAAACUCCAGAGUUCGAGGGCAGCGAGUCCCAGUCCAACAGCAACUUGGGCCAGCGACAACGACCCACCAGCGAACUCAACACCAGCUCCAGCCAAUCACCUACCCACCUCAAGGUCACACGCAGCAUCUCAGCCAAUCAGAAGCAGCGGCGCUACAGUGAUCAUGGUGGGGAUGAUGAUGAUGUCAUAGAGAAGCCAAUGGGUCCGUCUGUGCCCCCUGCGGUGUCGUACUCUAAGCGCGGUCAGGCCCUGAGUGUGGAGAGUGACCACCGGGAGGAAUGGGACGGCGCUCGCCGGCUGGAGCUGGCGUCCUCUAAGGGGGAUGUCGCAGCCUCGCCAUCGGGGGUGCAGGAGAGGAAGAAAGUGACCAGCGCUGUGGGGACUAACGGAGGAAUGACUCGUAGGAACACAUAUGUGUGUGAACGGACCUCAACAGACCGCCACUCUGCUAUCCCCAACGGAAAAGACAGCAGUCUAACCGAGGUGUCUGGUAGCUCCCUGUCUGCCUGCGGGUCUGCACUGAGCUCCACGCGGCCUCGUCACACCAAAUCCAUGUCGUCGUCAGGACACCCGUCCAAGAGCACGCUGCCCCCUAUUGACGACAACAGUGAACUCAAAGCAGGUUCCUCUUCGCGGGGGCCGCCCACCUCCCCGUCCGUCCAUAGCAUCAGCACCCCCGAGAAGAACCGCUUCCCGCGGGGAACCACGAGCCGCAGCACCUUCCACGGUGCCCAGCUCCGAGACCGCCGCAGCGCCACCUACAACGGCCCCCCUGCCUCCCCCACCCUCUCCCACGACACGGGGGCUCUGGCCCAUCAGCGCAGGGGCACCUCCACGGGCAUCAUCAGCAAGAUCACCUCCAAGUUUGUCCGCAGGCUUCCUAGUGAGGGAGAGACCAGCACCAGGACAGAAACACCCAGGAGUGCGUCUGGGGAGACCAAGGAUGACGGCUCCUCCAAGCCUCGCUCGCUGCGUUUCACCUGGAGCAUGAAGACCACUUCCUCCAUGGAGCCCGCCGAGAUGAUGAAGGAGAUCCGGAAAGUUCUCGACGCCAACAGCUGCGACUACGAGCAGCGGGAACGCUUCCUGCUCUUCUGCGUCCAUGGUGACGCUCGCCAGGAUAACCUUGUCCAAUGGGAGAUGGAGGUGUGCAAGCUGCCUCGACUAUCCCUAAACGGAGUGCGCUUCAAAAGAAUAUCGGGCACGUCCAUCGCCUUCAAGAAUAUCGCCUGCAAAAUCGCCAACGAGCUCAAACUGUGACGGAGGGAUACAACAGUGGUCAGAGUUUCAGUCAUGACUAAGACCUCACGCAGCACUUGGAGGAAGUCGCCUUUCAGAAUCAGGGUGGAAUUUAGGCUAGUGCUGGGCAAUGCUGGCCUUGAAUGUACAGGGCAGUGGGACAUAGAGAUACUGCUAUUUUCACCUUCAACAGAGGGGAGCAAUGGGCCUUCUUGUCCAUCCCAAUAUCUGUCUGUGACUUUUCCUCUCUCUGUCUUUCUCUCUUCCUCUCUCUGUCUUUCUCUUUUCUUCUCUCUGUCUCUCUCUUUCUUUCUCUCUCUCUCUUUCUCUCUCUGUAUCUCUCUCUCUCUCUCUCUGCCAGAUGAACCACUGCCCUCUUAGUUGAAUUCAUUCAUGUAAAACAUGCAGUAUGCAACUUGAAGAUGACCCUCCCUGCAAUAAUCUUUUGCAUCUUUUGUAAGAGCAUUAUAGAAAUCUACUCUAUUUCGCUGAACGUACAUGUAACUGAAGCAAGCUAAAUAGGCGCUUUUCCACCUGUAUAAGCAAACAUCAGCUACAGUACCUAACUGAAGCUGUGUAAUAUACUGUACUGAAUGCAAAACAUCUGCAGGUACUGUAAUGUAUAAUGGUUUUGAAUUCUGUACAGAGCUUUGUCUGAAAUUGUGUCAUUUUGGGGAGAUUCUUUCCUAAUAUCGUUGAUAUCUGUUAGAAUAUGUUUUCCUUUUGCUCUGUGAGUUUUUUAUUAUUAAUUUUUUUAAGACCUUAUAGUGUUUUUAAUUUACAGUAAACAAACAUUAAAUUAUUUGUGGGAAGCUGAGGGACAUACAGUAUUACACUCACCUUCUCCCCCUAGCCACGAUAAGUUGUACCACAUAGACUAGUGUAGAACAUUCAGUUGAAUCAGAUUUUGUGUUCACUUUGGUUCUAAUGAGUGGUAGGUAGGUAGGUAGGGCAUCAGAACAGCCUGCUGCUAUUGCACAACCUUUCCAGGGUGACACUGUAUGAACGUGAGUGUGUUCAAAUUUAUUUUAUGAUUGUUUGUAAUCACAGAGGCAAGGGUUGAAAUGAUCAGGGUUGGCUACAGGUAUACACAGUAGGUUGUAUAUAAGGUUCAACAAAUGUAUGUUAAAAGUUGAUUCUGGAAGCCUCGUGUAAAAGAAAUGGUGUCGAGCCUCUGUGUGGAUGUGACUUCACAGGCACGUGUAGAUCUCUUUGCUUGUGCUGGCUAAUUGUAAGCAAAUAUUAUUGCAUUUAUUCCAUUACAUUCUGCUUGUAAUGUGCUGCUUUGUAAAAUUGAGGCGUGCACUUUGUUGGAGCAAAUAAAAAAAAGAUUUUAUUUGUUUGUA
Osmerus eperlanus (European smelt) is the source of this 4055-nucleotide messenger RNA. Its product is annotated as serine/threonine-protein kinase MARK1-like. Gene Ontology annotation, molecular function: tau-protein kinase activity; protein serine/threonine kinase activity; ATP binding. Lineage: Eukaryota; Metazoa; Chordata; Actinopteri; Osmeriformes; Osmeridae. Gene Ontology annotation, biological process: protein phosphorylation; microtubule cytoskeleton organization; intracellular signal transduction. The record is from RefSeq and is a predicted model, not a curated record. The coding region runs from base 364 to 2730 and encodes 788 amino acids. Gene Ontology annotation, cellular component: cytoplasm. The transcript is spliced from 18 exons.